GUGUGGGAGGUGGAGCAGCGGUGUGUGUGUGACACGGAGUCUACAGGGCCGCCGCCAUGAGCCGCAGCUACAACGAUGAGCUGCAGUACCUGGACAAGCUGGACAAGAACAGCUGGAGGAUCAAGAAGGGCUUCGUGCCCAACAUGAACGUGGAAGGAGUGUUUUAUGUAAAUGAGCCGCUAGAGAAAUUAAUGUUUGAGGAGUUACGAAAUGCCUGCAGAGGUGGAGGUGCUGGUGGAUUCUUGCCGGCCAUGAAACAGAUUGGGAAUGUGGCUGCACUACCUGGCAUUAUUCAUAGAUCUAUUGGGCUUCCUGAUGUACAUUCUGGCUAUGGGUUUGCCAUUGGUAACAUGGCAGCAUUUGACAUGAGUGACCCAGACGCAGUGGUGUCACCAGGUGGUGUCGGGUUUGACAUCAACUGUGGUGUCCGAUUGCUGCGUACGAAUCUAGAUGAAAGUGACGUCCAGCCCGUGAAGGAACAGCUCGCCCAAGCCAUGUUUGACCAUAUUCCAGUUGGCGUGGGCUCCAAGGGUGUCAUCCCCAUGAAUGCCAAGGACUUGGAGGAGGCCCUGGAGAUGGGUGUGGACUGGUCUCUCCGGGAAGGCUAUGCCUGGGCAGAGGACAAGGAGCACUGUGAGGAGUAUGGAAGGAUGCUGCAGGCUGAUCCCAAUAAGGUCUCCUCAAGAGCUAAGAAAAGAGGUUUGCCUCAGCUGGGGACCCUGGGAGCAGGAAACCAUUACGCUGAGAUCCAGGUGGUGGAUGACAUUUAUAACGAGUAUGCUGCCAGGAAGAUGGGCAUUGAUCACAAGGGACAGGUGUGUGUAAUGAUCCACAGCGGCAGCAGAGGUCUGGGCCAUCAAGUAGCUACAGAUGCUUUAGUGGCUAUGGAGAAAGCCAUGAAACGGGACAAGAUCAUAGUUAAUGAUCGCCAGUUGGCAUGCGCCAGAAUUGCCUCCCCAGAGGGACAGGACUACCUAAAGGGAAUGGCAGCGGCUGGGAACUAUGCAUGGGUCAACCGCUCUUCCAUGACUUUCCUAACCAGACAGGCCUUCGCUAAAGUCUUCAACACAACCCCUGAUGACCUAGAUCUUCAUGUUAUCUAUGAUGUGUCUCAUAACAUUGCCAAAGUGGAGCAGCAUGUGGUGGAUGGAAAAGAGCGGACCCUGCUGGUGCACAGAAAGGGAUCGACCAGGGCUUUCCCUCCUCAUCAUCCUCUCAUUGCUGUUGAUUACCAACUGACUGGACAGCCAGUACUGAUUGGUGGGACAAUGGGAACCUGUAGCUAUGUUCUUACUGGUACUGAACAAGGCAUGACCGAGACCUUUGGAACCACAUGCCAUGGAGCUGGUCGUGCAUUGUCCCGAGCAAAAUCUCGACGAAACUUGGACUUCCAGGAUGUGUUGGACAAGCUGGCUGACAUGGGGAUCGCAAUCCGUGUUGCUUCCCCCAAGCUGGUCAUGGAAGAAGCACCAGAAUCCUAUAAAAAUGUGACAGAUGUGGUUAACACCUGCCAUGCUGCUGGCAUCAGCAAGAAAGCUAUUAAAUUGAGACCUAUCGCUGUUAUUAAAGGCUAGGAACUGACUGAGGCCAUCAGAAAUCACUGGCACAGCAAUGCCUUCCACAGAACAGACUAAAAUUGUCGUCGUCAUCAUCAUCAUCAUCUUUCAUACCUCUUGACUGCAGAGUGCUCAGAUAGUACACUCCCUAUUCUGGAAAUACGACUGGGCGAGGAGUCUCAAAAGUAACUUUUUUUGUGUUACGGUGCUCUUUAGUAUGCAGAAGGGGUAAACAAACCGAUGCUGUUGCCUUAUGUUUAAUGAUCCCACAAAAAUGCAUUGAAUUCCAUUAGUAGAACUGCAGACCUGGCUCAACCAGACUGUCACUAAUAAGCCUGGAGAUGGCAGUACACCCUUCAUCAGCCAAUUUAAUAUAUAACCCUUGCCCAAUUCACUGUGCACCCAAGUGGCUGGAGCUCCUGACGCCAACUGAAGUCCUCUGGCAGGUCACAUACAGAACUCCUGGCAGUGGGAAGAUGCUCUGUUUGCAAACACUAGUCUAUAUUGUGUAGACAUAUGGUAGUGGUAGUUAUGUAACAAAUGAUGAGGUAGGGAGUGGUCUUAACCCUAACAAAAAGCAUGAGAGACUAGCCAGGGUUCAGACACAGCCCCCAUAAUUAAAACAUGACCCUGGGGUGUACUGACUUCUUUGAUAUUCACAGUUGUUCCACAAGGGCUGAUGGGAAUUCUAGUGCCAUUGGGUAUGUUAUUGAAAAGGUCAAAUGUUACUUUGCACAUGGUGUGACUUAACAACUGACAGAUGUGCUUAGCAUAAGACUUGAAAGGUCUGCAACUGUAAUUGGAUCUGCUGGCGCAGCUCUCUCCAAUGGGUUUCUGUGUGGAUGACUUAGUGGAUUGAGAUGCAGGAUCAUGACUGAAGAUAAGUAUGAUUUGAGACUGAAAGAUUAGCCCUUUAUUUUUGUUUUACAUUUAGUAAUUGAGACUUGGGAGGCAAGUCACCAAAACUGGUGAAUUUCUGGGAACUUGGAACUUCUAAAUAAAAUGGGAAAACACAAAAUCA
Molecule: messenger RNA, 2577 nt
Organism: Emys orbicularis (European pond turtle)
Lineage: Eukaryota; Metazoa; Chordata; Testudines; Emydidae
Gene: RTCB
Product: RNA 2',3'-cyclic phosphate and 5'-OH ligase
Exons: 12
Coding region: 57-1574 (505 amino acids)
Biological process (GO): tRNA splicing, via endonucleolytic cleavage and ligation
Cellular component (GO): nucleus; tRNA-splicing ligase complex
Molecular function (GO): RNA ligase (ATP) activity
Source: RefSeq, a predicted model, not a curated record